AUGAACUGGAUGAGACCCGGAGUUGGGGUCCCGGGACCAUGGGUCCCUCUGCUGACUGUCUUCCUGCUGGGGGUCUGCCAGGCACACCCCAUCCCUGACUCCAGCCCCCUCCUCCAGUUUGGGGGUCAAGUCCGGCAGAGGCACCUCUACACAGAUGACGACCAGGGCACUGAAGCCCACCUGGAGGUCAGGGAGGAUGGCACAGUGGUAGGCGCCACACUCCGCAGCCCAGAAAGUCUCCUGGAGCUCAAAGCCUUGAAGCCAGGGGUCAUUCAAAUACGGGGUGUCAAGGCCUCUAGGUUUCUUUGCCAACAGCCAGAUGGAGUCCUGUACGGAUCGGUUCACUUCGAUCCUGAGGCCUGCAGCUUCAGGGAGCUGCUUCUGGAGGAUGGAUACAACGUCUACCAGUCUGAAGCCCAUGGCCUGCCCCUGCGCCUGCCCAAGAGCUACUCUCCAAGCCAGGGCCUAGCAGCCUGGGGACCUGUGCGUUUUCUGCCUCUGCCAGGCCAGCUCCACCAACCGCAGGAGCCACCAGGGUUCCUGGCCCCUGAGCCCCCCGAUGUGGGCUCUUCCGACCCCCUGAGCAUGGUGGGGCCUUUGCAGGGCCGAAGCCCCAGCUAUGUUUCUUGA
Microtus ochrogaster (prairie vole) is the source of this 630-nucleotide messenger RNA. RefSeq names its product fibroblast growth factor 21 (gene Fgf21). Gene Ontology annotation, biological process: fibroblast growth factor receptor signaling pathway. NCBI's taxonomy places the organism in Eukaryota, Metazoa, Chordata, Mammalia, Rodentia, Cricetidae. The record is from RefSeq and is a predicted model, not a curated record. Gene Ontology annotation, molecular function: fibroblast growth factor receptor binding; growth factor activity. Gene Ontology annotation, cellular component: extracellular region.